Molecule: messenger RNA, 2875 nt
Organism: Propithecus coquereli (Coquerel's sifaka)
Lineage: Eukaryota; Metazoa; Chordata; Mammalia; Primates; Indriidae
Gene: SLFN14
Product: schlafen family member 14
Exons: 4
Coding region: 23-2761 (912 amino acids)
Biological process (GO): mRNA catabolic process; rRNA catabolic process
Molecular function (GO): RNA endonuclease activity; ribosome binding
Source: RefSeq, a predicted model, not a curated record
GGAGCACAGAGGGGCUGCUGAGAUGGAGAGUCCCAAGACUGAUACAGAAAUGGCGUAUCCUGAGAUUAUAGUAGAAGUGGGCAGAGUCACUUUUGGAGAAGAAAACAGGAAGAAGAUGACCAAUAGCUACUUGAAAAGAUCUGAGAACUCCAAAAUCAUCCAGGCUAUAUGUGCACUGUUAAAUUCUGGAGGGGGUGUGAUCAAAGCAGAGAUUGAUGAUAAAACCUAUAGUUACCGAUGCCAUGGGCUGGGACAGGAUUUGGAAACUUCUUUUCAAAAGCUCCUUCCUUCAGUUUCUCAGAAAUACCUUGAUUACAUGCAGCAGAGGCACAGUCUCCUGAUUUUUGUGAAGCCGUGGAGCCCAGAUGUUUUCAGCCUCCCACUAAGGAUUUGCAGCGUGCGCUCCAAUAUAUAUCAGAGAGAUGUCACUUCCGCUAUCAACUUGAAUGCCACCGGUGCGCUGCAGCUUCUCAGAGAGAAGGAGUCUAGAUGCCAAAGAGAAAGGCCAAGGGUGAAGGAGCUGCAGUCUCGGCAAGUUCUCCACAGAGUCAUUCAGGAAGAGGAAGAUAUGAAGAUAUCUGCCUCAGAAUUUUUUAAAAGAGACAAACUCAUGUAUAAGGAGAAACUCAACUUUACGGAGUCAACACACGUUGAGUUUAAAAGGUUCACCACCAAAAAGGUUGUACCUCGGAUUAAAGAAAUGCUGCCUCAUUAUAUUUCUGCAUUUGCCAACACUCAAGGAGGGUACCUAAUUAUCGGGGUGGAUGAUAAGAGCAAAGAAGUGUUUGGAUGUAAGUGGGAAAAAGUGAACCCUGACUUAUUAAAAAAAGAAAUAGAAAACUGCAUAGAAAAAUUGCCUACAUUCCAUUUCUGCCAUAAGAAGCCAAAGGUGAAUUUCACUACCAAAAUCUUGAAUGUGUACCAGAAAGAUGUUCUGUAUGGUUAUGUCUGUGUGGUUCAAGUGGAGCCCUUCUGUUGUGUAGUGUUCGCACAGGCCCCAGAUUCCUGGAUCAUGAAAGACAAUUCUGUCACAAGGCUGACAGCUGAGCAGUGGGUGGUCAUGAUGCUGGAUAUUCGGUCAGCUUCCUCCAGUUUGGCCACACGCUACAGCUCUCAACUGAUUUCAGCAGCUUCAUCUGCACCAAGCAGCCCAGGAUAUCCUGUAAAAGUCCUGGAAUUUAAGGAGGCUCUGCAACAACAUUCGUUUCCAGUGACACAGGAAGAGAUACAGUUUAAACCAGAGUCCCUCUGUCAGAAGCUAUUCUCAGAUCAUGAAGGACUGGAGGAAUUAAUGAAGACACAGAUAUAUCCUUGUUCUCAGGGGAUUGUGAUAUUUUCUAGAAGCUGGGCUGGUGAUGUUGGCUUAAAGGAAGAACAGAACAUCCUGUGCGACGCUCUCCUAAUAGCAGUUAACAGCCCCCUGGUUCUCUAUACAAUCCUGAUAGACCCCAGUUGGCUUGGAGGACUUGAAUAUGCCCGAAACACUGCUCAUCAGUUAAAGCAGAAACUGCAAACUCUUGGUGGUUACACAGGAAAAGUGUGCAUCAUUCCAAAGCUGAUACACCUGACCAGCACACAGUGUAGACCUGGUGAGAUCCCUGUGCACUACCCCCAAUCCUACAGGCUUGCUGAUGAAGAUGAAAUGGAAGACUUGUUGCAGGCCCUUGUGGUGGUCUCCCUGUGCUCCAGAUCUUUUCUGAGUGACCAGCUGGGCUGUGAAUUUUUCAACUUGCUCGUAGCGGAGCAGGGCGAGUUGCUUUCUGAGAGCCUCCAGGACAUGCGGGAAUUGUUCAUCCACUGCUUUCCAGGAACCAGGAAGACAGCCCUAGUCAUAAAAAUCAUGGAGAAAAUUAAGGAUUUGUUCCACUGCAAACCAAAAGAGAUCCUCUAUGUUUGUGAAAGCGACUCCCUAAAGGAUUUUGUGAUCCAACAAACCACCUGCCAAGCUGUGACCCGGAAAACCUUCAUGCAAGGGGAGUUUCUAAAGAUUAAACACAUAGUGAUGGAUGAGACUGAGAAUUUCUGCAGUAAAUAUGGUGAUUGGUACAUGAAGGCUAAGAACAUCACCCAUCCAAAGGUGAGAGGGGCUGGAAGUGAAAACCUUCACCGUGGGGUUCUCUGGAUUUUUCUGGAUCCUUUCCAAGUCCAUCAUGCAGAUGGCAGUGGUCUUCCCCCUCCAUCUGCUCAGUUUCCUCGAAAAACACUCACCGAUGGGAUCCAUUGUUCUCUGGAGAUAGCAAAGGUCAUGAAAGAAGAAAUGAAGAGAAUCAAAGAAAAUCCUCCCUCCAACAUGUCCCCAGACACAUUGGCGUUGUUCAGGGAAGCUGCCUAUGAGGAAGCAAUGUGUGCCCAGGCUCUGCCUGGGGUGUGUGAGACAAAGACUAACCUGACAACAGAACAAAUAGCGAAUUAUGUGGCAGAAAGAUGUCACAGCCUGUUCCAGUGUGGCUAUCUGCCCAAAGAUAUAGCGAUUCUAUGCAGGAGAGGGGAGGACAGAGGACGCUAUAAGCUUGCACUGCUGAAAGCAAUGGAAUUAACUGAGACCCAAGGAGCACCAGAGGUUGUGUUCAGCCAGGCCACUGGUGUUUGGGGCGGUCACAUCAUUCUAGACAGUAUUCAGCAGUUUGCAGGCCUGGAGAGGAAUAUCGUGUUUGGGAUUAGUCCAGAACGUGCCCAGUCAGAGGAAUUUCCUAAGCUCUGCUUUGCCUCAAGAGCUAUUAAACACCUCUACCUGCUUUAUGAAAGGCGGGCAGCCUUCUGAAAAUUAUUACAAAUGAGGCAGGAAGCCAGGAAGAGCAGAGUCCAUUCGCCCAGAUGGGUGGCAGCUACUCCUUUUUAAUAUUACAAGUAAGGAAGUCGAGGCACAUCGGUAUGG